Lactuca sativa (garden lettuce) is the source of this 954-nucleotide messenger RNA. The record is from RefSeq and is a predicted model, not a curated record. Lineage: Eukaryota; Viridiplantae; Streptophyta; Magnoliopsida; Asterales; Asteraceae.
UUUCUUUUUUUAGCUGUUGCAGUGAAUUCCAAGCUCCAGUAUGCCAUUGUUGAAGUGCAAUCACCUUCACCUGAUGUUACUUCAUCUUCUGAAGAUGGAAAGAAGAGAAUUGGUAGUGUUUUGAAAGGCUCUAAGAUACCAUUUUUCAUUGUUGCACUUGACCUUUUGUCAACACUGGAAUCCAAAUGGAAUGUGAAACUUGCUGUUAAGAAAACAGUUUUCGGUUCAGAUCUUGAAAAUUGCAGAUAUGCACAUCCAAUAAAUGGGGAAGAAUGUCCAGUUGUGAUUGGAGGAGAUUACAUCACAACAGAAUCAGGAACAGGACUUGUCCAUACUGCCCCUGGACAUGGACAAGAUGAUUAUAUAACAGGAUUAAAAUACAAUUUGCCAAUAAUAUCCCCAGUAGACGAUGAAGGAAAAUUCACUGAAGAAGCUGGAAUCUUUAAAGGGCUUGAUGUGUUAGGAGAUGGGAAUGCUGUUGUAAUUGAUCACUUGGAUCAACUUUCAUCAAUUAUCAUGGUGGAACCUUACAAGCAUAAGUAUCCUUAUGAUUGGAGGACAAAAAAGCCUACGAUUUUUAGGGCAACUGCACAAUGGUUUGCAUCUGUUGAAGGAUUCAGAGAGGCUGCUAUGGAUGCCAUUAGUCAAGUAGUAUGGACUCCAUCUCAGGGGGUAGUGAUGGGAUUGCAAAUACCAACUCGGUUUGAGUUCUAUUUUGCAUCCAUCUCUGAUUUGAGUUCACCUCUUCAACGACUGAAGAAUCCAUCUCUUCAUUUUAAUCCAUCGCAGCUCCCUGUGACACACUUACCAACUCGGUUCACCUCUUUGCUUGGUUUAGAUUUUGUUGAUGUCAUAGCUAAACUAAUUAUGUUCUCUUUCUCCUUCUCCAUUUACAGAAUCAAUGAUGGGUUUGGGGAAAACCCUGUAAAACAGCCAUUUGAAUGUGAUGAUUAG